Eutrema salsugineum is the source of this 2215-nucleotide messenger RNA. RefSeq names its product probable inactive receptor kinase At5g67200. Gene Ontology annotation, molecular function: protein kinase activity; ATP binding; protein binding. Bases 16 to 2061 code for a protein of 681 amino acids. Gene Ontology annotation, biological process: protein phosphorylation. The record is from RefSeq and is a predicted model, not a curated record. NCBI's taxonomy places the organism in Eukaryota, Viridiplantae, Streptophyta, Magnoliopsida, Brassicales, Brassicaceae. The transcript is spliced from 2 exons.
GUUAUAAAAAAAAAAAUGUCACUGAACUGUCUUCUCUUCUUCUUCCUCAUUAUCCACCAUGCCUCCGCCGGAAUCUCACCAUCGGAGCCAAAUUACGUUAACUCCUUGCUUCCUUCUGAUGCCGUAGCCUUACUGUCUUUCAAAUCCACCGCCGAUCUCGACAACAAGCUCUUGUAUUCCCUCACAGAGCGCUACGACUACUGUCAAUGGCGCGGCGUCAAAUGUGCUCAGGGCCGUGUCGUUCGCCUUGUCCUCUCCGGCGUUGGUCUCCGUGGCUAUUUCUCUACGGCGACUCUUAGCCGUCUCGACCAGCUCCGAGUUCUGAGUCUCGAGAAUAACUCGCUCUUUGGCCCGAUUCCUGAUGUCUCCACACUCGUUAACCUUAAAUCCCUUUUCCUCCGCCGGAAUGAGUUUUCUGGAACUUUCCCUCCGUCGAUUCUCUCUCUUCACCGGUUAAUGGUCCUCUCUCUUUCGUACAACAACUUCACCGGUCCGAUUCCGUCAGAGAUCAACGCUCUUGACCGGCUAAUUUCCUUGAAUCUGGAGUAUAACCGCUUCAACGGAACUCUCCCUUCGUUGAAUCAGUCGUUUCUGACGUCGUUUAACGUUUCCGGUAACAAUCUAACCGGAGUUAUCCCCGCUACACCGACUCUGUCGCGAUUCGACGCAUCGGCGUUUAGGUCUAACCCUGGGCUCUGCGGCGAGAUCAUUAGCCGAGCUUGCGCUUCACGCUCGCCGUUCUUCGGGUCGACUAACAAGACGUCAUCAAACUCUUCGUCGUCGCAGGCUCCACUGGGCCAAAGCGCGCAGGCCCAGAACGGUGGAGCAGUGGUGAUUUCACCGGUGGUUUCGAGGAAGAAAGGGAAAGAGACUGGGUUAGUUCUGGGCUUCACUGUGGGUCUCGCUUCGCUUAUCGUCCUUGGUCUUUGCCUCGUUGUAUUCUCUCUGGUGAUGAAGAAACGGAACGACGACGGGACUUACGAACCGAGUCAGAAAGGAGAUGCAUCAUCCUCCUCGCAACAACACCAAAAUCAAACUACUCCGACGACAAGAAGAACCGUCGCGAUUGAAUCUCACAAGCGCCAAAUGGGAAAUGAAAAAGAAGACAAGCUUCAAUUUCGAGCUACAGAGCCACAAAGCCGUAUCUCAAAUAGCGGGAACCUGGUUUUCUGCGGCGACGGAAGAGAAUCGAGCCAAGGGAUGUACACUCUUGAGCAGCUUAUGCGAGCUUCGGCGGAGCUACUGGGAAGAGGAUCGGUGGGGAUUACGUACAAGGCGGUGCUGGACAAUCAGCUUAUCGUGACGGUGAAGAGACUAGACGCGGCCAAGACGGCGGUGACAAGCGAAGAAGCGUUCGAGAAUCACAUGGAGAUUGUUGGUGGACUCAGGCACUCCAAUCUCGUUCCGAUUAGGGCUUACUUUCAAUCAAACGGAGAGAGGCUCAUCAUCUACGAUUACCAACCAAAUGGUAGCCUUUUCAAUCUUAUUCACGGUUCAAGAUCCUCAAGAGCAAAGCCAUUACAUUGGACAUCAUGUUUAAAGAUUGCAGAAGAUGUCGCUCAAGGCUUGUAUUACAUCCACCAAACAUCGUCAGCAUUAGUCCAUGGAAACCUAAAAUCAACAAACAUCCUCCUUGGUCAAGAUUUCGAAGCCUGUUUAACGGAUUACUGCCUCAGUGUCUUAACUGACUUAUCUUCUUCUGUUUCACCUGAUGAUCCUGACUCUUUCUCGUACAAAGCCCCAGAAAUCAGAAAAUCAUCCCGCAGACCAACUUCCAAAUGUGAUGUCUACUCGUUUGGUGUCUUAAUCUUUGAGCUUCUGACCGGUAAGAAUGCAUCGAGGCAUCCAUUUAUGGCGCCUCAUGAUAUGCUUGAUUGGGUUAGAGCAAUGAGAGAAGAAGAGGAAGGAGCCGAGGAUAAUAGGCUUGGGAUGAUGACUGAAACUGCUUGUCUUUGCCGUGUGACAUCGCCAGAGCAAAGGCCGACAAUGAGACAAGUGAUUCAGAUGAUUCAGGAGAUUAAGGAAAGUGUUAUGGCUGAAGAGAACGAUCCGUUCCGUUGAAAUGGAAACUCGUAGGUUUCCUCCGACCAAUUUUCCCAGGGGAGGGGGUAAAACUAGUUAAAGGAGGAUAUAGGUGCGUAAAUGUAUUUUUCUUAGGAUAUGGGGUCGGUUUUGUAACACGUUUGAAAUUAUUUGGAGGACCAAAGUCAAAGAA